GAAGAAGACAAACAUGGAGCGGGAAACAAACGUAUGUCAAAUCGGCGACACGGACACUUUUUGUCCGUCUACUCUCAAACUGUACGAGGCGCAGUUCUUCGGCUUCACCCCGCAAACGUGCAUGCUUCGGAUUUACAGCUCGUUCCGUGAGUGUCUGUGUGAAAUAUUACGUGUCGUGGAGAAGGUCUGCGUGAGAAAGCUGAGGACUGAGCCGGAUAGUGACAGGGAGCUCAGGUCCAGGGCGAGGGAGUGCAGCCAGAAGCUCCACCGGUUGCUUGAAAAAGGCUUCGAGCGUGUGUCGGAGAGAAUGGAGGCCCUGUUGAUAAGCAGCUGCUUUUCCGUCCCGCCCAACGUGCUGUUACCCGAAGACCAGCCGCACCGUCAACACCCGCAAGGUUUAGAGGUGGUACUAAAGCUGGAGUCAUCUCUGGCUGAACUUCACAGGGCCUAUGAGGCAGAAAUAUACGCCAGGCAGGCCCUUCUCUCUGAGCUCGAGGAGCAGAAGGAGGUGCAGGAGGAGCUGGAUGGGAUCCUGAGAUGGAUUGGAGAAAUCCAGGCAGGCUGGGGGACGGAGGGCAUGGGCAGCUUCUACAACAACUUUCAACUGGUGAUGGAAUCGGUAAAGAAACUGCAGGACACUCUCGAGGAGAUCUGCAACAAAGUCCAUAGAAAAGUGAACUGAAAUUCAUAUUUCACAGACACAUUCCAGUUAUUGUAGAUAUUGAUUUAUAGGUGUUGAGAUAAAGAAAUACUGGUUCACAUGUGUAACAAUGCUUGAAAUAAAGCAACAUAUUUUAGAAUACAGACAGAAAAGCAUUAGAUGAGACUAUCGGUUCCAAGGGGGAAGACCACCCCCAUCACACACCCUGUAAAUAUAUGUAUUAUGUUUGCCUGAUCACAUGUUAACUUUUGAAAGGCUAAAUGUUGUUCAAAGGAUUGCGUCAAUUUAGGUAAAGAGUAUGUUGGGUGCCCUAGAUAGAUCAAAAUGUCACCUGCAUAAAAGGCCAAUUUAUGACUGUCCCUUUAAUAGUAAAUGCUCUGUCCCUGAUAUCUUCAUUUUGUCUGACGUAUUGAGCUAAUGGUUCCAAAUAUAAUGCAAAGAGUAGCGGUGACCAUGCACAAACCCUAUCUUGAGCCCCUUUCUAGGGUAAAAUUUGAUAAAUAUCCAUUAAUUUUAAUCCUAGCAGUGGGAUUGUCAUUUAGCGCCUGUAUAGUUUUAAUAAUUGUGUCAUGUAGACCAAAUCUGUGUAAAACUCUGUAAAGAAAAUUCCAGUGAACUGAGUCAAAUGCCUUUUCAGCGUCCACAUUUACCACUAAAUUCCAAAAAAAGCCAGCAAUAUGUCUUGAUGCAGCGCUUAUUGAGACAUAGACAAAAAAUUUAAUAAAAGUAAAAUAUCUGU
This is a messenger RNA of Lampris incognitus (smalleye Pacific opah), 1400 nucleotides long. It is a transcript of the gene mis12, whose product is annotated as MIS12 kinetochore complex component. Gene Ontology annotation, biological process: mitotic cell cycle; kinetochore assembly; protein localization to kinetochore. The transcript has 2 exons. NCBI's taxonomy places the organism in Eukaryota, Metazoa, Chordata, Actinopteri, Lampriformes, Lampridae. Gene Ontology annotation, cellular component: nucleus; chromosome, centromeric region. Bases 14 to 682 code for a protein of 222 amino acids. The record is from RefSeq and is a predicted model, not a curated record.